GGUUGCCUUAGGUUAGCCGGCAGUUUUGCCGACGUAUAUUUCUAAAUUUUUCAUCAAUUCUCCGUCAAAGAUGGAGUUGAUAUAUAGUGUAUCGGGUUCGUCGACCAGGAAGCCAAUUUAUGGCCAUAUGCCGCGUUCCAUAUGCACGUUUUCAUGCCGGAACGCGGUCGCUUUUACUUGCACCCAGGCGCUCGACGAGGCUGCGGAGCUGGGCAAGGACAAAGACGAUCUGCUUAUGCAGGAAAAACAAGACAGACCCAUGUCAUUCGAACACCAGUAUCAUGUGUAUGUGUAUGAUGUGGAGAAACCGUGGGAGGUAUUUGAAGUGACCAGACUGGAUGAGGCUGUCCAGCAGUUACACUGGGACAGUAGUGGCUCAAGACUGCUGGUCAUUGACAGACUGGGCAAUACGGCCAUAUGGAAAAUGAAGGAUUAUUUAAUGAACAGCUGGGAACUCUGUCAUCAGUCCAGUGUAGAGGGGGAAGAGUUCCUGUGUGCAGCGUGGCUCCACACGGGAAUCAUGGUCCGUUACGACCUAGACAAGAGGGAGAGCUAUCUAUAUGAUGGAAAAUUCACCCGUAUUUCCUUCUCCCCCUCGUUGUGCCAGUUUGGUGGGAAAGCCACUGAUGGCUGGAUAGGAGUCACUGCUACUGGAUUGGUCUGUGUUGGUGUACCAGGUAGUGAACAAGGAAUGACAGUUGUCAGAAAUGGCCUGUCACAAGUACGCAGCAGGUACCAGCUAGCAGCCCUGGCUUUCUCUAGCAAUGGGAACAUCAUUGUGGCAUGCAGCGAUGGCAACAUUGCCUCCUGUAUACAGUGCUUUACAGUGACAGUGACAAUUGACAGCAACAGCACGUGCAGUAUACAGAGCAAUCCACAUGCCAGUUUUUUUGUGCAUGCGCACACGGACCCUCAGUACAAAGACUCCCCCUUUGCCAGGAUUUCCCACUUGGAUUUCACGUCACGAGAGGACAGUGACACAAUCUUGGUUUGGUCGGAGACAGAUCAGUUGUCCUGCAUGGAGAGCUGGCAUCUCCAGGAGCAGGCUGUAGGCUUGCACAAAUUCUUUCAGGGCAAUCUCAACACAGACACUCGGCAACCGUUCAAAUUGCUGAAGUGGGUUCUGAGGUCAAAUUUGUCCCACUCCAGUCCAGUGUCAAGCGUGGCCAUGCCAAGGUACCCCAGCGCCCUUACAAAGCCAGAGUCCAACCCCCUCCUUCCCAAGUGCAUCUUGAUUGCCUUCAGAGAUGGCACAGUCAAAAUGGUGAACUCGUACACAUUUGGCAUCAUAGCAUCAUUUAAUUUGGAGACUGUGAGGCAUUCUUCGUAUACAGUAACUGGUUUUCCUGAGAAGAGGAGAAGAGCCAGCCUCCAUGCUGUGUGCAUUGAACAGAGCUAUACAGGUUCAGUGGCCCUGUUGAUGGACUCUCAGGACCAGAUGUACAUGUUAAAGUUGUUGAACACUCGUGACCCGGCCAUGCAGGCGCCUCUAUCGCAUAUCACAUCGCUGUUUGAGUACGUGCUGUUGACAGGCCGUGACUGGUGGGACGUGCUAGCUGUAGUGAAACCUGGCAGUAUAGACACAGUGAUCCAGCGUCUGUCAGAUGACUACAUGAAGCAGCCCAACCACAUGCAGGAGCUGCUGAAGACCCGAUUCCUUGCCCUGAAAGCUGCUCUGUAUAAACACUCCAGUGGAGGGCAGGGAAAGGCUGGAGACUGUCACACCAAGCUGCUGCUGUUCUCCAUCUCUACAGCAUUCAAGUCAAUACUGAGACCUAAAGCACUCGGCUCACAGGACAAGAGUCCAGCAGAGAGGUUAGCUGCCUCGUGCAGUAAGGUCAUGGAGCCUGACCUUGACAAGGUCAUGAUGAGCCUCAAUGUGGAAAACAAGGACUAUGUGGUAGAGCCAGCCACUCUCCAGUCCUUACAGCCCCUCAUCCAGUGGGUUGCCGACUUCAGCUUGUCCUUACUGGCCUCUCUGGCUCUGUACCAGACAUACCCUGGCCACCCCGGGGCCACCAUCAUCCACGACCCUGUGGCAAUCAACACACUGCGGGAACUCCUCGUGAUCUUCAGGGUGUGGGGACUGAUCAGCAGCAGCUGUCUGCCGCACUUCAUCGCCACGGCGUCCAACCUGGACUGUCUGGCCCUGCUGUUUAAGCUCCUCACUAAGCUUUGGGGCAUUUGUAAGGACGGCGGGAACGCUGAAUAUGACGAGGCUUUGGUGGAUGAGUGUUGCUCCCUUCCCAGCCAGUUGAUGGUGCCCUGUGUAGAGCAGCAUGUUAUAAUGUCGUCACCCAUGGCUUUACAGCUUGCUCUACAGCACCCACAGAGAUUCAUCAUAAACCAUCCGCCAGAGGGUGCUCACAAACCCAACCUUGUCUCGUCUUGGACUGAGGGACAGUAUCACACCAACGCCUUGCGUGAUGUUGUAAGGCAGAUUUUCAUUGGUUCGUCACCGGCUGAAGAUGUUCGGCGGUGUCUGCGGUGUGGGAGUCUGUCUCUGUUGAGGAGUACCAGUAAGACCGCGGCCAUGAAGGCGUGGGACCAGCGCUGGUCUAAGAUGUGUCUGUGUGGAGGACACUGGAAGCUGGAUUACGCAGACGACAGCAGUUGAGAUGAAGAGUUAUGAGCAUAAUUUUUCUUCACUUUCGCCUCAUGAGAAAACAUACACUGAAUAUUCGAAUUAACGUUCGAAUAACCGCAGCAUAAGAAAGUAAUGAUAAUUAUGAUUAUAACAUAACACGUGCCUGUUACAUUUUACCGAUUGUUAAUCCGUUAUGUUUGGUCUACCUUUCACAUCACAUACGGUCUCAUAUGAUAUUAGUGACUUUUCUCAAAGCCUUCUUUCCGUCUAAAGUUGAAUUCAAUGAAAAUAUGAGAAAUUGGAUAUUUUCUCAGUUCCAGUGAUUUUUCUUCAUUGGUCUCCGUCUUCUUGAAUUGUAUAUUGUA
This is a messenger RNA of Lingula anatina, 2952 nucleotides long. RefSeq names its product mediator of RNA polymerase II transcription subunit 16-like. The record is from RefSeq and is a predicted model, not a curated record. Gene Ontology annotation, biological process: positive regulation of DNA-templated transcription. Gene Ontology annotation, cellular component: mediator complex. NCBI's taxonomy places the organism in Eukaryota, Metazoa, Brachiopoda, Lingulata, Lingulida, Lingulidae.